Messenger RNA from Pristis pectinata (smalltooth sawfish), 2461 nucleotides. RefSeq names its product F-box protein 28 (gene fbxo28). The record is from RefSeq and is a predicted model, not a curated record. Gene Ontology annotation, molecular function: protein binding. The transcript is spliced from 5 exons. The coding region runs from base 50 to 1099 and encodes 349 amino acids. NCBI's taxonomy places the organism in Eukaryota, Metazoa, Chordata, Chondrichthyes, Rhinopristiformes, Pristidae. Gene Ontology annotation, biological process: protein polyubiquitination.
GGUGGGGCCGGGGCCGGUGACGUCACGUCCGGCGGGGCGGCGCUGGGAGAUGGCGGCCGAGCGAGCGGGAGGGAGCGGCGCGGGGUCCGGGGAGGGAGCGGCCGAGCCCGGCGGCACCGAGCAGCUGCACCAGGACAACCCGCUGCUCAGCCUGCCCAUCGUCGCCAUCGACUCCAUCCUCGGCCUCAUGGCCUACGACGAGAUCAGCGGCCUGCGGCUGGUCUGCAAGCGGAUGGAUGCGAUCUGCCAGCGUCUGCUGAACCAGGGCUUCCUGAAGGUCGAGAGGUACCACAGCCUGUGUCAGAAACAGGUCAAAGCCCAGCUGCCACGCCGGGAGUCGGAGCGCCGGAACCACUCACUGGCACGCCAUGCGGACAUCUUGGCGGCGGUGGAGACCAGGCUCUCCCUCCUGAACAUGACCUUCAUGAAAUACGUCGACACAAACCUCUGCUGCUUCAUUCCAGGCAAGGUGAUCGAUGAGAUUUACCGGGUUCUGCGAUAUGUGAACUCCACACGGUCCCCGCAGCGAGCCCACGAGGUGCUGCAGGAGCUGCGGGACAUCUCCUCCAUGGCCAUGGAAUACUUCGAUGAAAAGAUCGUCCCCAUCCUGAAGAAGAAGCUGAGUAAUUCGGACAUGUCAGGCCGGCUGCUGGGAGUGCCACCAGUUCCCGGACCAUCCACCGCCCUGACGGCCGUCCAGCUCUUCUCCAAGCAGAACCCAGCACGGCAGGAGCUCUGCAAGCUGCAGCAGCAGGUGAAGGCACAGGGCCAGAACGUGACGGCCAGCCGCCGUGAGGUGUCCGAGAUCCGCCUCAAGUUCCAGGAGCAGCUGAAGCAGCUGCAGGACCAGGAGCAGAAGAUCCUGGAGCAGAACCAGAUCAUCGGCGAGCAGAGCGCCCGGCUGGCCGAACUGGACCGCAAGCUGGGCGAGCACGCCCUCAAGCACCAGCAGAGCGAGCAGAAGAUUAAGGACCUGCAGGAGCUGCUGGAGCAGGUCAUCGAGACCGGGGCGGGGGGUGGGCAGGUCCCCGCCGGGCUGAACAAGCGCAAGAGGCCUCCACCCGAGGGCAGCGCCAAGCGUCUCCGCAGCCACAAGUGAGCCGGUGUUCGCGGGAGGGCGGUUUACUGUUACCCGCGUCUGUCUGUCGGUGUGUGUGCGCAUGCGCGCGGAGCGUGACCGUCAGCUGGAGCGCGGCACGCCACCUGGUGGGGGUCAGGAGGACGGGCGCGGCAAUCGUUGGGGGGGUGGGGGGGGUGUUGUGGGGGGACAGGGAGACUGGCUCGGCAGCUGGUCACUGAGUGCAGAGUUAAACUGGGUGCUCGACUCAGUCCUAGGUAACCAGGCUCACCUCUGCAGUCUUGGAUAAUGGGAGAAUUGAACCCCCACCCUGGUCCCACUAACAGUUAAUUCAACCCUUCCCUGGGUCCUGGGUAGCAGGGUUAAACUCUGUCCCCACUCAAUCCUGGGUAUCGGAGGGUUAAACUCUGCCCCCACUCAAUCCUGGGUAACGGAGGGUUAAACUGCCCUCCCCCACCACUACACCCGCAGGUAACAGGGUUUAAACUCUGCCCCCAGUCAAUUCUGGGCAAUGGAGAGUUAAACUGUCCCCCACCACUAAACCUGGGUAAUAGAGGCUUAAAUUCUGCCCCCAGUCAAUCCUGGGUAAUGGAGAGUUAAACUCUAUAUAACCUCCUCCCCACUACACCCAGGUAAUGGAGGGUUAAGUUGCCCCCACACAAUCCUGGGUAAUGGAGGACUAAUCUCUGUACAAUCCUCCCCAUACACCCCGGGUAAUGGGUUAAACUCUUUUCUCUCUCUCUCUCUCUCUCUCCCCUCCCCCCCCCCCCCAACUGUGCCCCAGGUGACAGAGGGUUAAACUGCCCCCACUCGAUCCUGGGUAAUGGAGGGUUAAACUGCCCCCACUCGGUCCUGGGUAACAGAAGGUUAAACUGACCCCCACCACCACCCUUGAUCCAUGGUAAUCGAGGUUUAAAGUCCCCACUAGACCCCAGGUAACAGAGGAUUAAACUGUCUCCACUAUAUCCUGGGUAAUGGAGAGUUAAACUCUGUUCCCACUAGAUCCUGGGUAACAAGAGGGUUAAACUCUGUCCCCAUUAGAUCCUGGGUAACAGAGGGUUAAACUCCGCCUUUCCUCUCAUCCUAGUACCAGAGCUAAAUGGACCCAUUGCCUGGUCCUGAGUAGCAAAGGGUUACACUCUGCUGCAUCACUGAUCUUGGAUCACGGAGAGUUCGACCAGCUCCUUCCCGGGUCAUGGGUAACGAGGGUUAAACUUUGUUCUGCUCACUGCCCUGGGUAGUGGAGAGUUAAUUCCAGGCAGUGUCCUGGUACCAGGUAACAGACCCUCUGCCCCUCCCCAAAGAGUUUGGGUAACGGGGAGUGAGGUGGCGGGUAACAGACAGUGCCCAGGGUGGGCAGGGGGCUGCUGUUGUAGAAGAGCA